Schistosoma rodhaini is the source of this 5204-nucleotide messenger RNA. The record is from the annotation of a GenBank genome assembly. NCBI's taxonomy places the organism in Eukaryota, Metazoa, Platyhelminthes, Trematoda, Strigeidida, Schistosomatidae.
UACCUGCAUCUCAGAGUUGAUAUUCACUCUGGAACUCGAAUCCAGUACUGUUCAUUUCAAACGCUAUAGCGUUAUUCACUCAGCUACUGAGUCCUGGAUUCCACUGCUAGUCACUAUCCAUCUUUGCUUAAAAUGCUUGUGAAUUAAGGUUAUAUUGAGGCAAUACACACAGUAUGCCAUAUGUCAAUUAAAGACUGAUCAAUUGGAGUCCUAAAGAUCAAUUGCUGAUAUAUCCUCUAAGAUGAAUGAGUUAAUUGUAAAGCUUUCACUGUCAAUUUUGGUACUACAAUGUGAUAAAUAUUAUAGAAACUGUGACCAAUGGAGUCCGAUACAUGUUGAGCGUUAACAUGUAUCUACCUAAGGCCAUGAAUCAAAGGUCGAGGAAGAUCAUGGAUGGUUUGAAGUUGGAUACUGAUUCAGUGGUCUAGGGGUUAUGCGUUCGCACGUGAGACCAAAGAUCCUGGGUUGGAGUCUAACAUAUGGGAUCAUGAAUGUUCACUAUUGAGGAUUCGCAUACCAGCACAAAAUGACUGUCAAGUAGAUCGAGGUUUUAAAUGGUAUGUAAGCUUAUAUCGGCUCAUGAAUUCAACUAUUAAAAUAUCACAUACAGAAAAAUCGAUGCCUUCUUUACAAACGUAUACAUGAAAACAGGUUAGCAGCAUGACUAUCAAUGAUAUCAACAAACGUUAACUACCACUACUACUCCUCAACAGUGCGCAUUCACAAUUUCCCACGAAAGGAACUCGAGCUCAGGUCCUUCAGUAUCCAGUGCUUUCAUGGUGCUCUAGCUUUGAUUGACUCGUGAAUUCAACUAUUAAAUUAAUACAAUCUUUACAAAACCUCUAUUCUCAUAAACACAUUGGUGCUAAUCUUGUCUCAUUAACUAAAUUAAUCACAACCCAUUACACGAGAAUAUAAACAAUGAUGGAAAGUCUCAGUAUGAGUAUCAAUAAAUGAACAAAAGUACAUCGAAUUCAUAAAAUAUAAGAAUAGUAAGACGUUCACUCUGAAUUAUACCGUUAAUGAAUGUCAAUGGUCUAUGUAAUCUCUUCAGUCAAUUGAAGUUAAACCACCAUUAGGAACCAGAAAUCACUCGACAACUAUUUAGUAGUAGUAUAAGACUCCUCAGUAGUAUGUAUUCACGAUCCAAUAUAUUGAACUCAAACUUAAAAUCUUAAGGCUUGACAUGAUGAUCUAGCUUAUAUCACCCCAGCAUUCCUCAAUAUCAUUUACAUAAUAUUUUACAACUCAUAUUUAAAAUUGGUUAAUGCUUCUCCAGGAAAUACCCCAUAAAUCCAGUCACUAGUUAGCAUAUGAUCAUUAUCAAAAAAGGUGUUUUGUGAAGAUUUUAGUAAUUUUUAUCCAUUUGAAAUCAUAAGUCAAUUGAAGUUAGACCAUCAUAGAAAACCUAGAAGCAUUGGAUAACCGUUUCGUCCUAUCGUGGGACUGCUCAGCAGUACACAUCCACGAUCACGUCUCAUGAGAUUCGAACCCAGGACCUAUCAGUCUCACACGCAACCACUUAACCACUAGAACCACUGAGACGGCAUCCAAUAUAACGUUUCUUUUCUAUUUUUUUUCUUUUCUAUCUUUCAAGGUAACAUUAUUCAUUUAAACAAAUCAUCAUCAUGAUUCCUAAAAAAACCCGCCUUCAAUUAAAUUCAAAUUUAUUAUCCAAUUCUAAUCUAUAUAAACAAUCUAAUUUAUCAUCUUUAAUUAAAUCUGGACAAUUUUAUAUUGAUCAAUUUGGUUUUCUUGUUACAUCUAAUGGUAAACGUUAUCCUUUAUCAUCUGGUCCACCAGAAGGACGUAAAUCAUUACAAUUAAAUCAAUUAUCAAUGAUUAGUGAUAGUAAUAAUAAUCAUGAAAAAUCAAUAAUCAAUCAAAAUUCUCCAAUCAAAAUCAAUAAUCAAUCAAAUCAAUUAUUACAUAAUAAUCAUACUAUUAUUCAAUCCAUACUAUUACCAUAUAUUGAUGCAACUAAUUUAUCUAAUUUAUCCAUAAAGCAAUUACGUAAUCAGAAUCAGAAUCAUUCAAUGAAUCUUAUUCAUUUCAAUGAUACCUUAUAUACUAUGAAUUGGAAUAUUAUAUUAUUUACUAUCAUUAUUAGUACUAUUACAUUAGUAUGUCAUAUUAUCUUAAUUAUAUUCUUAUCAUGGAGAUUACAUCAUCAUCAAAAAUGGUUAUAUCAAUAUAAACAUUACAAUAAUAAGAAUGAGCGCUUGACAACUAAUAGUAACUAUAAAGAUGUAUUAUGUAAUCAUUGUGAAGCUAGUCAAUUCAUACCUUGUAAAUGUAUUACCAAUUGUCCAUAUGUACAUAAACAAAUAAAAGGAAACCAUAACAAUACUACUAGUGCUACUACUAGUAGUAGUAGUAGUAGUAGUAGUAGUACUAGUAGUAGUAGUGGUAGUACUACUAGUAAUCAUAAUAGUAGUAAUAUAAUGGAUUACAAUACUCAAACAUUACCCCAUACAUGUUGUCAUACUACUUAUAAUACUGAUUUACAUUCUCAUAUGUAUCAUAAUCCUAAAAGAAAAGGAAGAAAGAAACCCCCCAUUAAACAUUAUCAUAAACAUCAUGUAAAUCAACAUAUAUUCUCAUGUAAUAAUCAAUAUAAAUCAUUACCAUAUUAUAAACAUUCAUUAUUACUAUGUUCUACAAAUCAACAAUUAGAUAUGGAUUCAUUUAAUGAAAUAAAUAGUGAUUCAAGUCAUGAACAUGACAACCAACACAACAAUCACCAUAGCAACAAAUACAUAUCGAAUCCAACUAUUUUAUAUACUCCAACAAACUAUUUAAAACAACAACAUCAAUGUAUACAUUUAAAAACCAAAUCAAAUCAAAAUCAAUUAUUGAAUGAUUGUUUUCAUUGUCAAACUACUUAUAAAACUACUGAUAUAGAAGAUCAAGAAGAACAUGAAAAAGACCAAGAUGAAGAAGUCGUCAAGGAACAUUUACCAUCUUAUUCAAAAUAUAUUCUAUUCAAAAAUUCUAUUCAUAUUUAUUAUCAACAUUUAUAUAUAUGUUAUACAUUAGCAAUACAUUUAAGUUUACUUAAUAUACUACUAUCAUGUUUUCAAUUAUUAGUAGUAUGUAUUGGUUUAAUAGAAAAAAUGAAUUAUCCUAAUUCUAUUACAAUUCAUAUAGAAUUUCUAUGCUUUUUAACACAUUCAUUAGCAUCUUAUACUAUAUUAUGUGUUAGAUUAUAUUUAUUUAUUAUCUUUAUAAGUAGUAUAUUUAUUACAUUCUAUAUACAGUUCAUCAUUAAAAUAAUCAUAACCAUAAUGGAUCAUAAAAAGAUUCAAUUGCCAAAAAUUUUUUUAUAUAAACAAUUUCUAUCUACUAAUACUACUUAUAAGACUACUUAUAAUCAUCUAUCUAAUACUAAUACUACUACUACUACUACUACUACCAAUAAUACUACUUAUAAUCAUAAUGAAAGUAGUAAUCAGAAUCAUAUUUAUUUUCAACAAAAUUUUGUAUAUCUUACAUUAGUACAUUCAAUUCCAUGGGCAUUAGCUGCUGGUACAUCAUUAUUAAUUACUUUUUUAUUUCAAACCAAUUAUAAUUAUGAUAAUAAUAAUAAUUCAAUAAUCAAUAAUAAUCAAUCAAUAAUAAUGAAACGGAAUGUAAAUAUCUUAUUUGAUGGAUUGAAUUCAUUAUUGACAUGUUCCAUGGAGAGAACAACGACUACACCGCCAUCAUCAUCAUCAUCAGCAUCAGCAUCAGUGUUGACACCACCGUCGUCGUUGUCGUCGGCUGUGUCGUUGCUAACCUCCACAUCUACUGAUGAUAUAAUAUUAUCUUCAUGGAUAUCCUCAUUACUUUUAAUUAUUAUCCCAUUAUUAUUACUAAUUAUAAUUAUUAUAUUAUGUAUUAUCUUACUACUUAUGAUUGUAUAUUAUAUAAAUCAUAAACAUUUCAAUGUAUCUAAAUUAUAUUUAUCAAAGAAAUCAUUAUUGAUCAUUUUUAUACUACUCAUAAUUGAAAUCAGUAGUUUAUCUACACCAAUUUUAUAUCAUUUUAUUCUAUUUUAUUAUGAUCAUUAUUAUGAAAAACGUUUAUUAUUUAUAUCCCGUCUUAUUAUAUUACAUUAUUUUAUUGAUCCAAUAUUAUUAUUAUAUUUAUUACAAAAAUGUCAUAGUAACAAAAAAUUUAUUCUGCUUAGUAACAAAUUCAAUCAAUAUCAUAUGAUGAUGAAAUUGAUUAGAAAAAAUAAAAAAAUAAAUUUAAUUAAUGAUAAUAAUAAUCAAUUGAUUAAUGAUCAUGAAAUAAAAAUCAAUAAAAUAAUCAAUAAUAAUCAAUCAUCUCCUAUCCAUUUAUUUAGUUGUUUAUCAAAUCAUAAUAACAAUAAUAAUAAUAAUAAUCGAUUAUUAAAUCGAAAUAUAAAUGAGAUCCAAUCAGUUACUAUGCCAUAUUUUUCUAAUUCAAAUAGCUUAGUAACAAUAUCAUCUGUAAAUGAUAAAAUUAAUUCGAAUAGUUUUCUAUUACCAAUAACAAGUAAUAAUAUAAUAGAUCAUUCUAUACAUAAUAUAUAUUCUAAUGAGAAACAUCAUUUAUUUCCUAUAAAAGAUUCUCAAUUAGUAACCAUAGCAACAAAUGUCAAUAAUCAUAAUAGUAAUAGUCCACUUAUAUAUAGAAAUAUACCUGAUGCUUUACCACAAUUAUGUCAACAUCAUCAACAUUUAUUAGCACAACAAUAUGAACAACAACAACAACACCAACAGCAACAACAACAGCCCCAGCAACAACCCCAAUCCCCUUUAAUUACAAUCACAGAUACAAUGAAACGUAAUCGUAAUUUUACAAAUGUACCACGUUUUAAACAAACUAUUACUCCUACUACUAAUUUUAAUGAAUUAUUUAUGAAUAAAUCAAUAACUGAUUCAUUCAAUCAAUCAUCAUUACAAAUAAUCAAUAAUAAUAAUGAUCAUAAUGAUACGACACCAUCACUUAUAAAUGAACCAAUCAAUUCACAACAAUAUAGAACAAUAACAGGACAAAGUACAGCAACAGCAGUUGUAAUGGCAGCAGCAGCAGCAGCUAUAGCAGCACAAGCAAGUACAUUAACUAAAACAAAUAAUCCAUUGAAUACAUCAAUGAUAUUAGAUACAUCCAAUUCAUUAUUGUUUAUAAAUGAACCUAAAACAAUAGAACAAACAAAUUUAGAUGAUAUAAAUUGUGAAUUAUUAACAAAAUAA